Plectropomus leopardus (leopard coralgrouper) is the source of this 1213-nucleotide messenger RNA. RefSeq lists its product as uncharacterized. Lineage: Eukaryota; Metazoa; Chordata; Actinopteri; Perciformes; Serranidae. The record is from RefSeq and is a predicted model, not a curated record.
GGUUUGAAAACAACAUGCAAAAUGGCCAAUAUUCUGUCUUUUCACAUGUAACUUGUUGUUUAAUACCUUGCAACUAUCACCAUAACUCCCCUGGUUAUUUCAAGCAGAGGCUUAAAUGGGCUAAAUAUAAACCUGACUUUCUGCAGCUGUGCAGCAAUUACUGCACUUCCUCUUUCAGCACAAAUAGAGAAUGAGAUACCUCGGGUCAAAAAAACAGGCAUGCUGCUUUCAUCCUGCGCACACAAGACAGCAACAAGUUUACCACAGAACCCAGCAGCUUUCAUCUGCUGCACAACGUAUGGACUGAAGCUGGAGUUACAGGCACAUUUGGAGGCGACUGUUCCAGAGAAACUUAAUCCUUUAACUGCAAACUAAGAGAUAACCUCAACAUGGCGCAUGGCAAAGAGAUGCACCUCUUGUUUCAUUUGGCGUUGCUCUCGCUGGUUCUGACAUCAGCUCUGAAAACUCUAGACUCAGUCCAACAGCUGCAGGACAGCGGCUUCGGUCAACCGCCGCCUCGCCACGGCCUCAAGUUGCUGGUGUGGUACGUUCAGGACUGCCUGGACAACAACAUGCUGGCUCUGUGUGACCCCACUAAAGAAGAGUUUGGAUUUCACAAGUUUCUGAACUUCGCGCAUCUGCUUCCAGUGAUAAAGGACAGAAAGCAAUACACGUACUUCACCAUUGGAAACCUCCACUAUCGUCAUGCUGAGGACCUGCCGUACGAAGUCAGGAAGUAUUACAACCGUAGUGACCCUGACAGCAACAAGGACAGAGUUUUGGUGAGAUACAACAACAACAAUGAACACAUUGACCAAAUCUACGCAUCUGCACAUUAUGAGGAAAAGGAGACGUACAUAAUUGGGCCCAAUCUUCUUGCCUCUCUCCGACAGCCAGCAGCCCACAUUAGCAUAGAAAUGUGAUGUACUCCUGAUGUAAAAUCUCUCUGUGACAACUUUAAUAGCUCUGUGAUUCUUCCGAAAAGAUGUGAUGAAACUACAAAUGUGUUUUAAACAAGCUUGACUGACAAAUUUGGCUGCUGCUUUUCUUUGUAGUCAAAAAAAAAGUGCCAGACGUCUUUGAUGAGCUAAUUUAACUCUUGAGUCUGAAUUAGAAAAGUAAUCGUGCACAGCCUGCCUGCUUGUAGAGUAUACAGUAAGGAAUGCUUUGUUUCUUUGACCAAGAAAAUAAAAAUAUUUUUUAAUGAUUGACA